AUGUUCCAGCCGGCGGGGGGGGCGUCGAAGCGCUGCUUCACCAUCGAGUCGCUGGUGGGCAAGGAGAGCCACCCGCCGGCCGAGGAGCCGCUGCGCCCGCCCGCCCUGGGCGGGUACCCGGCCAGCGCCGCCGUCGAGGCCUUCGCGCACGGCUUCCAGGGCGCCGCCGCCGCCGCCGCCGGCCGCUCCCUCUACGGCGGCCCGGAGCUGCUCUUCCCCGAGGCGGUGAGCCACCCGCCGCUGCCCGGCCCCCCGCCCCAGCUGGCCGCCUCGCACCUCCCGCACUCGCCGCACCCCUUCUUCGGCCCGCAAGCCCGCGACCCGCUCAGCUUCUACCCCUGGGUGCUGCGCAACCGCUUCUUCGGCCACCGCUUCCAAGGCGGCGAGGUGUCGCAGGAGGGGCUGCUGCUGCACGGCCCCUUCGCCCGCAAGCCCAAGCGCAUCCGCACCGCCUUCUCGCCCUCGCAGCUGCUGCGCCUCGAGCGCGCCUUCGAGAAGAACCACUACGUGGUGGGCGCCGAGCGCAAGCAGCUGGCCGCCAGCCUCAGCCUCUCCGAGACGCAGGUGAAGGUCUGGUUCCAAAACAGGAGGACCAAAUACAAGAGGCAGAAGCUGGAAGAGGAAGGCCCUGAGUCGGACCAGAAAAAGAAGGGUUCCCACCACAUCAACCGGUGGCGGAUAGCCACCAAACAGUCAAGCGGCGAAGACAUUGACGUGACAUCCAAUGACUAGACCAAUGUUGGAGGUGGCUGAUGGCAAACAGACCAAUGAGAGGAACA
Euleptes europaea (tarantolino) is the source of this 779-nucleotide messenger RNA. RefSeq names its product empty spiracles homeobox 1 (gene EMX1). Gene Ontology annotation, biological process: regulation of DNA-templated transcription; brain development; neuron differentiation. Gene Ontology annotation, molecular function: DNA binding; DNA-binding transcription factor activity, RNA polymerase II-specific. The transcript has 3 exons. The record is from RefSeq and is a predicted model, not a curated record. Bases 1 to 732 code for a protein of 243 amino acids. Lineage: Eukaryota; Metazoa; Chordata; Lepidosauria; Squamata; Sphaerodactylidae.